This is a messenger RNA of Falco peregrinus (peregrine falcon), 6876 nucleotides long. RefSeq names its product myocyte enhancer factor 2C (gene MEF2C). Gene Ontology annotation, biological process: heart development; positive regulation of transcription by RNA polymerase II; cell differentiation. NCBI's taxonomy places the organism in Eukaryota, Metazoa, Chordata, Aves, Falconiformes, Falconidae. The transcript has 12 exons. The coding region runs from base 977 to 2452 and encodes 491 amino acids. Gene Ontology annotation, molecular function: RNA polymerase II cis-regulatory region sequence-specific DNA binding; histone deacetylase binding; protein dimerization activity. The record is from RefSeq and is a predicted model, not a curated record.
CGUGUGGCAUAUGCCAUUACCCCCACCGUACAACUAAAAUUAGCAAAAUGUCAGGAAUGGAAAGAUUGAUUCACCCAAGAUGCAAUUAUCAUUUAAAAAGUGCUUGAUUGAGGUGCUGAUGUUCAGUGAUUUAUUCUGCAUACCAUAUACAUAAUUAAAGUAGUGUAGUGGAGUAAUUUAUCAAUCUAGUUUAGACUAGAGGGGCAAGGAAGGGAGCUGCUGCCGCUGCUGCUGCUCUAUGUUUGUUUUAUUAAAACGCUUUCGGGAUCUGAUCCCGCCCCCUUUUUGCAGGAGUGAAACUGAUUAUUUCUCCAGCUCGGGAGGAGAGAGUCAUUCGUUUGGGAUUGUGGGAGAGAGGGAGAGAGACGGAGAAGGAGAAGAAAAGGGAGGAAGAGGGAGCUAAGCAGAAAAGGACACCUCAUCAGGCGUCUAGUUUGAAUCCCUUCCUCGCCUCCCCCUUCCCUCCGCGAUGUUACAAAGGCUGUGAGCUGCUCGCCUUUUCCCAUUCGCCUGCUGUCACUUCCUUCCUGGACGCUUUCGGGACGAGUCCGGUUACUUUUAAUCCGACCAGCAGCUCAGCCACUUUCUCCUCCUCCACGCUGAACACACACAUACACACGCGCGUACACACAUACACACACACACAGACCAGACAGCUUCUGGCUGCUUAUUGGAUUGACUUUGAAGGCUGUGUGUGUGAUUCAAGGAGGCUGCAUGAACCAGGUGGUGAAUAUUUAAGGCUGGAAGAAGUAAAGGGAUUUUUUCUUUUUCCUGUGAAAGGAAAAUAUCUCAAGGACUAGUGUGAUCAUCCAAACAGCUAAAUGUUUAUAAUCAGGAACGGAUGCAGGGGACUGUGAACUGAGUAGUGCAAGUGCUGAAGAAGGAGGUUUGUUUUGAGGAAACGGGAAAGAGGAAGAAAAGAGAAGGGAAAAAUACAUAAUUUUAAGGAAGAAGGAGAGAAAAAAAAACGGGGACUAUGGGGAGAAAAAAGAUUCAGAUUACAAGGAUUAUGGAUGAACGUAACAGACAGGUGACAUUUACAAAGAGGAAAUUUGGGUUAAUGAAGAAGGCUUAUGAGCUGAGUGUUCUGUGUGACUGUGAGAUUGCUCUGAUCAUCUUCAACAGCACCAACAAACUGUUCCAGUAUGCCAGCACUGACAUGGACAAAGUGUUGCUGAAAUAUACUGAGUACAAUGAGCCGCACGAGAGUCGAACGAAUUCAGAUAUUGUUGAGACAUUGAGAAAGAAAGGACUUAAUGGCUGUGACAGUCCAGACCCCGAUGCAGACGAUUCAGCAUUGAACAAGAAAGAAAACAAAGGUUGUGAAAGCCCCGAUCCUGACUCCUCUUACGCUCUCACCCCACGCACUGAAGAAAAAUACAAAAAAAUUAAUGAAGAAUUUGAUAAUAUGAUCAAGAGCCAUAAAAUACCUGCUGUUCCACCACCAAACUUUGAGAUGCCAGUUUCUAUCCCAGUGUCCAACCACAACAGUUUGGUAUACAGUAACCCAGUCAGCUCACUGGGAAACCCCAAUCUUUUGCCGCUGGCUCAUCCUUCUUUGCAAAGAAAUAGCAUGUCUCCUGGUGUGACACAUCGGCCUCCGAGUGCAGGUAACACAGGUGGCCUGAUGGGUGGGGACCUCACAACCGGUGCAGGCACCAGUGCAGGAAAUGGAUAUGGCAACCCCCGCAACUCACCAGGUCUGCUGGUCUCACCUGGCAACUUGAACAAGAAUAUGCAAGCAAAAUCUCCGCCUCCAAUGAAUUUGGGAAUGAACAACCGUAAACCAGAUCUCCGCGUGCUUAUUCCACCUGGCAGCAAGAAUACAAUGCCAUCAGUGUCUGAGGAUGUUGAUCUGCUUCUGAAUCAGAGGAUAAAUAACUCCCAGUCUGCUCAGUCAUUGGCUACUCCAGUGGUUUCCGUAGCAACUCCUACUCUACCAGGGCAAGGGAUGGGAGGAUACCCAUCAGCCAUCUCAACAACAUAUGGUACUGAAUAUUCUCUGAGUAGUGCAGAUAUAUCAUCUCUCUCUGGGUUUAAUACAGCCAGUGCUCUUCACCUUGGUUCUGUGACUGGCUGGCAACAGCAACACCUACAUAACAUGCCACCAUCUGCCCUCAGUCAGUUGGGAGCUUGCACUAGCACUCAUUUAUCUCAGAGUACAAAUCUCUCCCUGCCUUCUACUCAAAGCCUCAACAUCAAGUCAGAACCUGUUUCUCCUCCUAGAGACCGUACCACCACACCCUCGAGAUACCCACAGCACACGCGCCAUGAGGCGGGGAGAUCUCCUGUUGACAGUUUGAGCAGCUGUAGCAGUUCCUACGAUGGAAGUGACCGAGAAGAUCACCGGAACGAAUUCCACUCCCCCAUUGGACUCACCAGACCUUCGCCGGACGAAAGGGAAAGCCCCUCUGUCAAGCGCAUGCGUCUCUCUGAAGGAUGGGCGACAUGAUAACAUUAUUACCUAUUAGGUUGUUUGUUUUUUUUUCUUGCAGUGUGUGUGUGCUAUACCUUAAUGGGGGAGGGGGGGGUCGAUAUGCAUUAUAUGUGCCGUGUGUGGAAAAAAAAAAAAAAAAAAAGUCAGGUACUCUGUUUUGUAAAAGUACUUUUAAAUUGCCUCAGUGAUACAGUAUAAGGAUAAACAGAAAUGCUGAGAUAAGCUUAGCACUUGAGUUGUACAACAGAACACUUGUACAAAAUAGAUUUUAAGGCUAACUUCUUUUCACUGUUGUGCUCCCUUGCAAAAUGUAUGUUACAAUAGAUAGUGUCAUGUUGCAGGUUCAACGUUAUUUACGUGUAAAUAGACAAAAGGCAAACAUUUGCCAGAAAUGGCAGAUCUUUACUGAGAGAGAAAGCAGCUGUUAUGCAACAUAUAGAAAAUGUACAGAUGUUUUGACAGACCCAGCGGUUGGGUGGCCGUUAUUGGAUGCUGGAAAGAGACUGGGUCACCUAACAUACUGAAAAUGCUCACAAACAUGCAGGCAUAUCAUUAAAGUAUGGCAAUCAGUUAAAAAGGAUCAAAACACUCAGAGAGGACCAUACUUGUAAAAAAUGUUGAGUUCGAGGGCUAACAUAUUUAAUUUUAAAGAUUCUGGGUCUGCAUCACUUAUUAAAUAAAAAAAAUAUAAAAAUAUGUACAUUACAUUUUGCUUAUUUUCAUAUUAAAAAGUAAGACAGAGUUUGCAAAGCAUUUGUGGCUUUUGUAGUUUCCUUAAGCCAAAAUGUGUUCUUUUUUCCUUGAUAGCUUCGCUAGUUCUUUUAAACAGUCCUGAAGAAACAAACAAAAAGGACUGUUUGUAUAGAAAGCACUACCCUAAGCCAUGAAGAACUCCAUGCUUUGCUAACCAAGAUAACUGUUUUCUCUUUGCAGAAGUUUUGUUUUUGAAAUGUGUAUUUCUAAUUAUAUAAAAUAUUAAGAAUCUUUUAAAAAAAUCUGUGAAAUUAACAUGCUUGUGUAUAGCUUUCUAAUAUAUAUAAUAAUUAUGGUAAUAGCAAAAGUUUUUGUUAUCUUAAUAGUGGGGAAUUAUAUUUGUGCAGUUGCACAUUUAACUAUUUUCUUUCGGUUUUCUUUUACUGGGUAUACAUUUUACAGGUCGAAGUCAGCCUGUUGAAAGACUCAUCUGUAAAAAGUUAGAAUUUACCCAUGGUGUAACAACUUAAAUCAUUUUAAUACAGCAUUUUACAAUCAGUUGGGUGAACUGCGAUCCAUUGUAUAUACUGAUUAGUUCUUUCAUGCUGUUUUGUGCAUUGUAACAAGUUAAGGGCCCUUCUAUUACUUAAUGUCCUGCGUAUCUUGUAGCUUUCCGUGGGUUAUAUGACAAAGUGGCAUAACUUGGCCCUUUCUCAUUAAUGAAGCUGGUAUUCUGCCUGUCAGAAUUGGAUGUACAGCUCUAACGGCUGUCGGUUACGUGAGUGCAGAUGGGUAUUUGCAGAAGCAGUAGGGAGCGUUAAAGGGAGGGAUCGGCACGAGCAUGCCUGCUGCAAAGAUUACUCCCCUCUCACAGAUGUCAAACUCUUAGAGAGAGAUCGUCAGUUAAGGACCAUCCAGAGGUUGGCUGAUCUCACGCAGCCAAUACUGGCCAUCAGGUCCCUGGUUCUCACAGACCUCUGCGGACGUGCCACCUCACCGUGGGCACGUUGUUGAGCAAUGCUCCCUGUGUACUUGCACCCAAGCGAGAUUUGCUUCGGCUUACAGCAUCCGCGUUUUCUCCUGCCUCAUAUCGUUCCUUUGAUGAAAACAACUUGACCGGGGGGAUUGCAUCAUUUCUUUAAGUCCCUUUCUGUCCCUCUUGUUUAUUAGAAUGCUAUAUUCAAAUGUUUAACUUUCCUGUUCAAGGGGAAAAAAAGUGUUUAAGCAAAAUGUUAGUGCCAUAGUGAAACUGUAAUAUUUCUCCUUUUUCCAAGAGUCCCUCCAGCUCUCACCUACACACACUGAUACUAUGAUGAAGGAUAUAGCUGCGACAGCUCAAUAUCAACACAGACUACUUUGUUAAGGGAAAUCUACACUCAGUUUCCCACCUAUACAUGCAGUUGCUGUGCACUGCUCAAUGACAGAGUGUACCUCUCUGUAGAAGAGAAUGAUGAACAGACUACAGGACACAUGCUUUUCACUUAUCAUGACGUUAUAGAAGCCUGCCUUACAGGCACUCUCAGCCGUGCAGGGGCUAGUGCAUAAUCUGGAAACUCUUUAAGCAGAAUACUGUGCUACUAAUGCAUCCAUCUUCUCUUGUGUAGCAAUCUGCAGGGUAAAGAAAAAAGAUACGCAUGUUUAAAAAACAAAAAAACAAAAAAAACCACAAAAAAAAACCACAAAAAAAAAAAACCAAGACAAAAAAAAGGUUUAAUGGGGCCCAUAAUUAAUUUUAAAACACAAAAGAACUGUUUUUGAAACCACUUUCUUCACCUUCAGAUGAAUCUAUACUCUUAUUCUCUUCUGAGAAUUUUAAACUUUGGUGUGUCAAAAAUAUGCAAAUAUAUCACAAAUGUACCUUGUCAUUUCAAGAAAAAAAUACAACUUUAUCAGUAUCGUAGUAGAAACUUGUCAGUGGGGAAGGGGAUUUGGUCUAUUGAUAUAUGAAGAAUAGCCAUAUUAAUAGUUUACCUUGCGAUUUGCCUCAGCAACGCAUGAAAAAGAAAGAUAACGUAUUUAACGAAGAUGCAGUGUAAUAUAUUACUGCAAGUAAAUAAGCAGAAAGUAGCGUGAAAAGUAUUGCCUGGGCAAUUUAUAUUAACUCUGACAGUGAUUUUUGUAUAAACACAAGUAGAACAGAAUCACGUGAAAAUAAAUGCCAGUCAUCCCUCUUGUUCCUGCUGCAGAGGGCAACUAACAUACUGGCAAAAUUGUGGGGGAUAAUGCAUAUUUGCAAACUGAUCUAAUGAUAAGAAGCACAACUUUGAUUGUGAAGUCACUUUCUGUAAACUAUAACUGUCUACCUUUCUUGUUCCUUUAUCUGUACCUUACCAUUUAUUGUAUUUGCAAAGCUAAUUUGGGUUUAUUGUGUGAUUCCUUUGUAUUUAAGGAGUUUGGGGCAGAGCCCUGAAAGAGUAUUAACAUUUACUUUACCUUAACCCAUGCUAUAUAAUGUUUUAGGCAACAUUCUUAAUUGUAAGUUCAAACACCUGAAGUGGCAUUCUAGACAUCUGCAAGUGUUGUUAUAGCUAAGCUAACCUCUAUUAAAAGGUGUUGUCAGUUAGUGUUCAAUUGCUGGUGACAAUUAUAUGAUAUACCCUAUCUGCACAACCUGUAUAUUGUAUGCAUUGAGCCAUUCGCAGUAAAGCUUUUGUCAUUUCAGUGUUUUUCAAAAGUUGUGUUUUAUAACAAAAUGGCUUAUAUUUUUCCCAGAAGAGGAAUUUAGCAGUUUUUAAUGAAUAAUAUAAAAAUAUCUGUUGUCCUCAGAUCUUUUUCAGGUAAAGCUAGCGUAAGAAUAAAAGAACUCUUAGACUGUUUUCAAGGAUGUCAACCCUUUUGUAUUGUAUGUGUUAUCCUAUAUACCCUCUUUUCUCUAUAGUCCUAACAGAGCUGUUUUGUUUUCCUUCUUCCUUCGCCUUGAAGGUAAAUGCUUUGUAAUUUUUUAAAGCCACUUGAAACCUCAAUAAAGGCUGUUGCCUAAACAUGGCAUACUUCAUCUGUUCCUGUUUGUGCCAUCUGCUGUGAUGUCGUCAGUUAUAUGGCAUUAAUUUCCUGCCACUACAGGUCUCUUGAAGGACUGAUGGAACAUUGGUGUCUGUUAGAAUGCUUCAGACUGUAGAUGUAAUAAAAGGCUUUUGUUAAUAUAUUUUAACCAAAGAUGUGGAGCAAUCCAAGCUUUGAGCCACAGACCUUCUGCAUCAAAAGUAUCCGUUUGAUUAUUUUCAUAAUCAGGUGUUGCAUUUCUACCUUCCCUUCUCAUACCUCAGACUGAUCCGUACCUCAGUUUGAUUCAAAAAAGGUCGGUUAAGUAACUCAUUAAAAAAAAAAAAAAAUGCAGUACCAGAGUCUUUUGCGGAGUAACUAAUAUCAGACCUGGGUUACCGCAGGCAUUACACUUGGAUUGCUUCAGAUGGUUUGUUGUAUCCUUUUUUUCUUUUUUUCUUCUCUUUCAUGGGGAUUUGCUUCCAUAAAACAAUGGUGAUAACAAAAUAGCUUGUAAAUGGGAGCAUACAAGCAUUUGCAACAAAUAUUAAAGUAGAGGCUCACAGCGGCAUAAGCUGGACUUUGUCGCCACUAGAUGACAAGAUGUUAUAAGUAAGUUAAACCACAUCUGUGUAUCUCAAGGGACUUAAUUCAGCUGUCUGUAGUGAACAAAAUGGGAAAAUUUCAAAAGAUUCUCCUGCUGGAAAUAAGGUAUAAUUUGUAUUUUGCAGACAAAUCAGUAAAGUUACUGGCUUUCUUAGUGA